Lottia gigantea (owl limpet) is the source of this 231-nucleotide messenger RNA. RefSeq lists its product as hypothetical. The transcript has a single exon. The record is from RefSeq and is a predicted model, not a curated record. NCBI's taxonomy places the organism in Eukaryota, Metazoa, Mollusca, Gastropoda, Lottiidae. The annotation marks the transcript as partial.
AUACACGUCCGGGCCGAGUACAUACUCCUUCUGAUGGUGUACACAUGUUUAAAUAAUUUGACUCCAAAAUAUCUAUCAGAUCUAUUAACUCUAGAUAUUAAUUUGUAUUGUACAAGAUCCUCUACUGGUCUUAAUCUUCAUAUACCAACAACAAAAUAUAAAACAUUUGCAGAUAGGUCAUUCAGUGUAGCAGGACCACAGUUAUGGAACAAGUUGCCUGAACAGUUAAAA